AUGGUUCCCGACUCACACCCCCCACUCCACCCCGUCCCUCGCCUCUAUGCCAGCAGCCUGUCGCCGAGUGGAAGCCCGCUUGUCUCGCGUUCAAACAGCCCCAGCGGACAGUCGGCCGCGCCUUCAGUGCAGAAAAUCCACUCUCGUUGUCCCAACUGGUUGGCCUGUAUCAAGGGCGACAGCUGCCCCUACGGCCAUCCGAAACGCGACUGCAACAAUAAACGUUGCAACCGCGGCCCUCACUGCUGCUUCCUGCAUCCGGAGGAUAAAAUUCUGCUGGAGAAUUUGCGGAAGCGUAUUAACCUGCCCGCUGUCACGGCCAAUGCAAUUUCAAACGCUGCCAAUCAAACUGGUUCAGCCUAA
Spirometra erinaceieuropaei is the source of this 363-nucleotide messenger RNA. The record is from the annotation of a GenBank genome assembly. Lineage: Eukaryota; Metazoa; Platyhelminthes; Cestoda; Diphyllobothriidea; Diphyllobothriidae.